Molecule: messenger RNA, 822 nt
Organism: Mercenaria mercenaria
Lineage: Eukaryota; Metazoa; Mollusca; Bivalvia; Venerida; Veneridae
Exons: 1
Coding region: 1-822 (273 amino acids)
Source: RefSeq, a predicted model, not a curated record
AUGGGUCUCAUUUUCUCAUGCAAUCUAUUUGAGAAAUUCAGCUCAGCUAUUCAUUGGAUAGUUGAGAAUAAACUGCAGAUUCCUGGUUGUGCACACAUUUUGGAUGAUUUUUUAUUUGUGUGUCCUCCAUCCUACAACACAGCACAGUCACAUUUGAAACAGUUUCAGGACUUUGCAAAUAACAUUGGGUUACCACUCAAAGAACAAAAGACAGUUCCGCCUUGCACUACAUUAUUUUUUGUAGGCAUAGAGCUAGACUCUACUGCAAUGGAGAAACGUCUUCCGGUUGAUAAGCUUGUAAAGACAAGGUCACUACUGACAGAGUUUCAAAACCGUAGGAAGGCCACACUGCAAGAGUUACAGUCCCUGAUAGGUCUGCUAUCAUACGCCUGUUCAGUGGUUGUCCCAGGGCGUACCUUUUUGCGCCGUCUUAUUGAUCUGACCAUUGGGCUGCGUAAACCCCAUCAUAAAAGGAGGCUUAAUAAAGAUGCAAAGGCAGAUCUCCGGGCUUGGUCUGUGUUUAUUGAUCAAUUUAACGGCAAAUCUUUGUUUUUAUCUGAUAGAUGGGAAGACUCACCAGCACUGUCUUUGUUUACUGAUCCAUCAAAUUCUGGUUUUGGUGGAUAUUUAGGAAAUCUUUGGUUUACUGACUUUUGGCCAGACUAUUGGCAUCAGUUCCAAAUUACAGUAAAGGAACUGUUUCCAAUUGUCCUGGCUUUGGAAUUCUGGUCCGAGACAUUACGAGACAAGUGUAUCAAUUUCUUCACUGACAAUAGGGCAGUUGUUGAUAUCAUUAACAAGCAGUCUUCGCGUGAUAAAUAG